GCCAACAUGACAGAGCUUUGAAGCAAGGUAGAGUGGGACUGUGAGAGGGGAGACUUCUAGAGAGAGAGAGAGAGAGAGAGAGAGAGAAUAUGAGCGAACUGGGUACUACAACGCCGGGCGGUAACGCAUCGUCUCCUCCACAAGCUCUCCUUGAGAGGCUCAAGGAUUAUGGCCAAGAAGACGUUUUCUCCCUCUGGGACGAACUCUCUCCAGAAGAACGGGAGCUUCUCGUCAAGGAUAUCGAGAGCUUAGAUCUUCCAAGAAUAGAUCGGAUAAUUCGGUGCUCACUUCGAUCUCAAGGACUUCCCAUACCGGCAAUUGAGCCUGUUCCGGAGUCUUGUGUAUCGACUGUCGAAGAGCGAACACUUGAGGAAAGAGAGAGAUGGUGGAAGAUGGGCCUGAAAGCUAUCUCAGAAGGGAGGUUGGCAGUGUUGCUUCUCUCUGGAGGGCAGGGGACACGGCUUGGUAGUUCUGACCCCAAGGGAUGUUUUAACAUUGGGCUUCCAUCAGGAAAGUCAUUAUUUCAACUCCAAGCAGAAAGAAUUUUAUGCGUUCAAAGACUUGCAGCUCAAUCUGUAAAUGAGGGCUCAGCUGGUUUUGUGCCAAUACAUUGGUAUAUAAUGACUAGCCCAUUCACUGAUGAUGCUACACGCAAGUUUUUUGAAAGUCAUAAAUAUUUUGGCCUUGAACCUGAUCAAGUCACAUUCUUCCAACAAGGUACUAUACCUUGUAUUUCUAAAGAUGGCAGAUUUAUCAUGGAGAGUCCAUAUAAAGUAGCGAAGGCUCCAGAUGGAAAUGGGGGAGUUUACUCAGCUCUGAAAUAUUCAAGAUUGUUGGAGGAUAUGGCCAUGAGAGGUGUGAGAUAUUUGGAUUGCUAUGGAGUUGAUAAUGCAUUGGUUCGUGUUGCGGAUCCAACUUCCUUAGGAUAUUUUAUUGAUAAAGGAGUAGCUGCAGCAGCAAAAGUUGUCCGUAAGGCAUACCCACAAGAAAAGGUUGGUGUUUUUGUCCGACGAGGUAAAGGUGGCCCUCUCGCUGUGGUUGAGUAUAGUGAGUUAGAUCCAAUGCUGGCUUCUGAAAUCAAUCAAGAGACUGGACGGCUUCGCUUUUGUUGGAGUAAUGUGUGCUUACAUAUGUUUACUUUGGAUUUUCUAAAUCAAGUGGCAAAUGGCCUUGAGAAAGACAGCAUUUUCCACCUUGCUGAGAAGAAAAUCCCUUCAAUUCAUGGAUAUACCGUGGGAUUAAAGUUGGAACAAUUCAUAUUUGAUGCAUUCACAUAUGCUCCUUCAACUGCUCUUUUUGAGGUCUUACGUGAAGAGGAAUUUGCACCAGUUAAAAAUGCCAAUGGGUCAACUUUUGAUACCCCCGAUAGUGCUCGUUUGCUUGUUCUCCGUCUUCACACUCGUUGGGUGGUUGCAGCAGGUGGCUUCUUGACACAUUCAGUGCCAUUAUAUGCAACUGGUGUAGAGAUCUCACCCCUCUGCUCUUAUGCGGGAGAAAAUUUAGAAGCUAUAUGUCGUGGAAGAACAUUUCAUGCACCCUGUGAGAUUACUUUCUAGUUCGGAACUUUACUGAUCUAAGUUCAGUUAGAUUUAAAUGAACUUAGAGGUUUGUCCAUCCUAUAUGGGUAAGUACUUUAUAGAUGUUGUAAUCUGAUGUGUGAAUUAGAAAGGUAUAGGUAUAAUUUUUUUUUUUGUGAGAGAAUUGGCAUAUUUAUAUAUCAUCCAUCAUCCAUUCUAUUCUUUAUUGUUAAUUUUGUAUUCACUAUCCUCUUGUAUUUUCAGCCAUUACAUUUGAUAGAUGAACCUAAAGGUUUAUUCUUGGGACCUUCUUUUGUUAUAUCUCAUUUCAUGCAUGAACUGUGGACCUCAAUAUCCUCAUCUCAUGCCAGUGACAAGCAUGAACUGCAGUGAUAAUUUAGCAUGUUUCCCUUU
Molecule: messenger RNA, 1931 nt
Organism: Nelumbo nucifera (sacred lotus)
Lineage: Eukaryota; Viridiplantae; Streptophyta; Magnoliopsida; Proteales; Nelumbonaceae
Product: UDP-N-acetylglucosamine diphosphorylase 1-like
Biological process (GO): UDP-N-acetylglucosamine biosynthetic process
Molecular function (GO): UDP-N-acetylglucosamine diphosphorylase activity
Source: RefSeq, a predicted model, not a curated record